CGACAUCCUCAUCCUCAUGACCAUCUUCGCCAACUGCGUGGCCCUGGGGGUCUACAUCCCCUUCCCCGAGGACGACUCCAACACCGCCAACCACGACCUGGAGCAGGUGGAGUACGUCUUCCUCAUCAUCUUCACGGUGGAGACGUUCCUGAAGAUCAUCGCGUACGGGCUGGUUCUGCACCCCAGUGCCUAUAUCCGCAAUGGCUGGAACCUGCUGGACUUCGUCAUCGUGGUGGUGGGGUUGUUCAGCGUGAUCUUGGAGCAAGCGUCCCACAAGCCCGGGGACGCCCACCACAUGAGCGGCAAACCGGGGGGCUUCGACGUCAAAGCCCUGAGGGCCUUCCGCGUGCUCCGCCCCUUGCGCCUCGUCUCCGGCGUCCCCAGUCUGCACAUUGUGCUCAACUCCAUCAUGAAGGCCAUGGUGCCCCUGCUGCACAUCGCGCUGCUCGUCCUCUUCGUCAUCAUCAUCUACGCCAUCAUCGGCCUGGAGCUCUUCAUCGGCCGCAUGCACAAGACCUGCUUCCUCGUCGGCUCAGACCUGGAGGCCGAGGAGGACCCCUCGCCCUGCGCCUUUUCGGGGCACGGCCGGGAGUGUCCCCUCAACAACACCGAGUGCCGGGGCCGCUGGGAGGGGCCCAAUGGCGGGAUCACCAACUUCGACAACUUCUUCUUCGCCAUGCUCACCGUCUUCCAGUGCAUCACCAUGGAGGGCUGGACCGACGUGCUCUACUGGAUGCAGGAUGCUAUGGGGCACGAGCUGCCCUGGGUUUACUUCGUCAGCCUGGUCAUCUUCGGCUCCUUCUUCGUCCUCAACCUUGUGCUGGGGGUGCUGAGCGGGGAGUUCUCCAAGGAGCGGGAGAAGGCCAAAGCGCGGGGCGACUUCCAGAAGCUGCGGGAGAAGCAGCAGAUGGAGGAGGAUCUCAGGGGCUACCUGGACUGGAUCACACAGGCCGAGGACAUCGACCCCGACGACGAGGAGGGGGACCCGGAGGACAAGCACUCCCGUGUGACCGUGGAAGACCUGGCGGAGAAGAAGAAAGGCCGACUCCGGUGGCUCCGUCACUCAGGCCAUUCCACCGACACCCACACCAGUCUCCCCGCGAGUGAAACGACUUCCAUCAACACCGAGAACGUGGGCGAAGAGGAGCAUCACACCGCCUGCUGCGCCGUGUAUCUAGGCAAAAUCUCAAAGACAAAAUUCUGCCGCCGCUGCCGGCGCACGAAGCGGCUGCUGCGGAAGAGAUGCCGCCUGGCGGUGAAAUCCGUCUCCUUCUACUGGACGGUCCUGAUCCUCGUCUUCCUCAACACGCUGACCAUCGCCUCCGAGCACUACAGCCAGCCGGACUGGCUGACCCAGAUCCAGGCCUACGCCAACAAGGGGCUGCUGUCGCUCUUCACGCUGGAGAUGCUGCUGAAGCUGUACAGCCUGGGCCUGCCGGCCUAUUUCGCCAGCUUCUUCAACCGCUUCGACUGCUUCGUGGUGUGCGGGGGCAUCCUGGAGACCCUGCUGGUGGAGCUGCGGGUCAUGGAGCCGCUCGGCAUCUCCGUGCUCCGCUGCGUCCGCUUGCUGCGCAUCUUCAAAGUCACCAGGCACUGGGCGUCCCUGAGUAACCUGGUGGCCUCGCUGCUGAACUCCAUGAAAUCCAUCGCGUCCCUGCUGCUGCUGCUCUUCCUCUUCAUCAUCAUCUUCGCCCUGCUGGGCAUGCAGCUCUUCGGGGGCAAGUUCAACUUCGACGAGACCCAGACCAAACGCAGCACGUUCGACACCUUCCCCCAGGCCCUGCUCACCGUCUUCCAGAUCCUGACGGGCGAGGACUGGAACGCGGUGAUGUACGACGGGAUCAUGGCCUACGGGGGUCCCUACUUCCCCGGCAUGCUGGUCUGUGUCUACUUCAUCAUCCUCUUCAUUUGUGGCAACUAUAUCCUGCUGAACGUCUUCCUGGCCAUUGCUGUGGACAAUUUGGCCGAUGGGGACAACAUCAACUCGUCCGCGGAGGAGAGCAAAAAGGGGAAGCUGGCGGAUGAAGCCCCGGGCAGCGGCAGCCAGGAUGGCAGUGUGAAGGUGCCGUGCAUGGAGGAAGAGAAGGAGGAGGAUGAAGAAGGGAGCGAAGAAGGAGGGGAGGAGGCCGAGGAGGGCGACCAGGAGAGCUUGGCCGAGUCCCACCUGGACAAGCUGGAGGAGGCGCCAACGGAGAAAGUCCUGCCCAUCCCGGCCGGCAGCGCCUUCUUCAUCCUCAGCAGCACCAACCCGCUCCGGGUGGGGUGUCACGCCGUGAUCCAUCACCACAUCUUCACCAACCUCAUCCUCGUUUUCAUCAUCCUCAGCAGCAUCUCGCUGGCCGCCGAGGACCCCAUCCGGGCCCACUCCUUCCGCAACAUCAUUCUGGGGUACUUCGACUAUGCCUUCACCUCCAUCUUCACCGUGGAGAUCCUGCUCAAGAUGACAGCCUACGGCGCCUUCCUCCACAAAGGCUCCUUCUGCAGGAACUGGUUCAACCUGCUGGAUCUGCUGGUUGUGAGCGUCUCCCUCAUCUCCUUCGGGAUCCACUCCAGCGCCAUCUCCGUGGUGAAGAUUUUGCGGGUGCUGCGCGUGCUGCGGCCUCUCCGAGCCAUCAACCGGGCCAAGGGGCUGAAGCACGUGGUCCAGUGCGUCUUCGUGGCCAUUCGCACCAUUGGCAACAUCAUGAUCGUGACCACACUGCUGCAGUUCAUGUUCGCCUGCAUCGGGGUGCAGCUCUUCAAGGGCAAAUUCUACAGCUGCACGGACGAGGCCAAGCACACGCCGGAGGAAUGCAAGGGCACGUUCAUUGUGUACAAGGACGGGGACGUGGGGCACCCCAUGGUGCGCGAGAGGGUCUGGCACAACAGCGACUUCAACUUUGACAAUGUCCUGUCCGGCAUGAUGGCCCUGUUCACCGUCUCCACCUUCGAGGGCUGGCCCAGCCUGCUGUACAAGGCGAUCGACGCCAACGGGGAGAACCAGGGCCCCAUCUACAACUACCGGGUGGAGAUCUCGGUCUUCUUCAUCGUCUACAUCAUCAUCAUCGCCUUCUUCAUGAUGAACAUCUUCGUGGGCUUCGUCAUCAUCACCUUCCGCGCCCAGGGCGAGCAGGAGUACCGCAACUGCGAGCUGGACAAGAACCAGCGGCAGUGUGUGGAGUACGCGUUGAAGGCCCAGCCGCUCCGGCGCUACAUCCCCAAGAAUCGGCACCAGCACCGGGUGUGGGCGGCCGUGAACUGCUCGGCCUUCGAGUACGGCAUGUUCCUGCUCAUCCUGCUCAACACCAUCGCCCUGGCCGUGCAGCACUACGAGCAGUCGCAGCCGUUCAACUACGUCAUGGACCUGCUCAACAUGGUCUUCACCGGCCUCUUCACCGUGGAGAUGGUGCUGAAGAUCAUCGCCUUCAAACCCCGGCACUAUUUCUGUGACGCCUGGAACACCUUCGACGCGCUGAUCGUGGUGGGCAGCGUGGUGGACAUCGCCGUCACCGAGGUCAAUAGCUCGGAGGACAGCUCCCGCAUCUCCAUCACCUUCUUCCGCCUCUUCCGCGUCAUGCGCCUGGUCAAGCUGCUCAGCAAAGGCGAAGGGAUUCGCACCCUGCUCUGGACCUUCAUCAAGUCCUUCCAGGCCCUGCCCUACGUCGCCCUGCUGAUCGCCAUGAUCUUCUUCAUCUACGCUGUCAUUGGCAUGCAGACCUUCGGCAAAGUGGCGAUGCAGGACGGGACGCAGAUCAACCGUAACAACAACUUCCAGACGUUCCCCCAGGCCGUGCUGCUGCUCUUCAGGUGCGCCACCGGGGAGGCCUGGCAGGAGAUCAUGCUGGCCAGCCUGCCCGGGAAACGCUGCGACCCCGAGUCGGACGUGGGGCCCGGCGAGGAAUUCACCUGCGGGAGCCACUUCGCCAUCGUCUACUUCAUCAGCUUCUUCAUGCUCUGUGCCUUCCUGAUCAUUAACCUCUUUGUGGCUGUGAUCAUGGACAAUUUUGACUACCUGACCCGGGACUGGUCCAUCCUGGGCCCCCACCACCUGGACGAGUUCAAACGCAUCUGGUCUGAGUACGACCCCACCGCCAAAGGCCGCAUUAAACACUUGGACGUCGUGACCCUGCUGCGCCGGAUCCAGCCGCCCCUCGGCUUUGGGAAGCUCUGCCCGCACCGUGUGGCCUGUAAGAGGCUGGUGGCCAUGAACAUGCCCCUCAACGCAGACGGCACCGUCACCUUUAACGCCACCCUCUUCGCCCUGGUCCGCACCUCGCUCAAGAUCAAGACCGAAGGCAACUUGGACCAAGCCAACAAAGAGCUCCGGGCCGUCAUCAAGAAGAUCUGGAAGAGAACGAAGCCCAAACUCCUGGACGAGGUGAUACCCCCGCCAGAAGAGGAGGAGGUCACGGUGGGGAAGUUUUACGCCACGUUCCUGAUCCAGGAUUAUUUCCGGAAGUUCCGGAAGCGGAAGGAAAAGGGGCUUCUGGGGCCAGACGCCUCCCCCAGCAACUCCACGGCCCUGCAGGCCGGGCUGCAGACCCUGCAGGACCUGGGCCCUGAGAUGCGCCGGGCGCUGUCCUGCGACCUGGAGGACGGGGAGGAGGUGGCCGGGGAGACCCUGUGUGAGGAGGAGCAGCUGACGUGCCAGACCCCAGAGGGAUUGCUUGGCAGCAGCCCCGACCACCGACCCACGGCGCCCGUCUCCGCCCAGGCCGAGCGGGGUGGGGAGACCCUGGCCAACGGGCUACUGGGGUCCCGGCGCCCCUCCUCUGCCAGUCUGGUCAGGACCCCCAACGGCCUCCACAGCUACGAGGAGAACGAGGGGGGCAGGAGGAGCUGCCCGAGCUACCCCACAUCCCCAGCAGGCGCCGCAUGAGCAGGCGGAGCUCCGACGGGAGCUGUAUCCCCCCGACGGUGCAUGAAGAGCCCCCCACCGCCGAGGAGAACGGCGAGGAAACGGCGGGGGAGCAAGGCUACAAUAGCCG
Caretta caretta (loggerhead turtle) is the source of this 4967-nucleotide messenger RNA. The record is from RefSeq and is a predicted model, not a curated record. Lineage: Eukaryota; Metazoa; Chordata; Testudines; Cheloniidae.